Molecule: messenger RNA, 1458 nt
Organism: Spinacia oleracea (spinach)
Lineage: Eukaryota; Viridiplantae; Streptophyta; Magnoliopsida; Caryophyllales; Amaranthaceae
Exons: 2
Coding region: 294-1250 (318 amino acids)
Molecular function (GO): zinc ion binding; nucleic acid binding
Source: RefSeq, a predicted model, not a curated record
AAUUGUGAGUACAUGUUAGUUUUGGUGAAACUCAACGAUAUAAGUAAGGAGUCCUUUUAUGUUGUGGCAAAAUCGAUAGGUUUACCUAAUAAGUUCUUAGACGUGCCUAUCAACCAAGAAUAGUUUCUAGACUAUUAGCAAAAGAUUUUUGCUUACCUAAGAUGUUUUAGGAUUGAGUCGACAAACUGUGCUUAAUUCUUCAAUGGAUUUUAGGAUCUUGGAAUCAUUUUAUUCACACCUGCCGGAACACAUAACUUGAAUAAAAUGCUUAAUGAACAUUGAAUUAUGCAUGUAUGCUAGAAUUUAAGUUUAUUAAGAGAAACUGUGAAUGGUUAUUUAUUUGUUUAUUCUUUUCAAUUGUAGUUUUAACUAUGGCAAACAACAAUCAAAACAUCAUCAUGGGUUCUGAGCUUAUGGUCAAGCUGAACCUAUCGAAUUUUCUUGAAUGGGAAGCUAAGCUAGUUGAAAUAAUCAGACUCAAUGGACUUGAGUAUGUACUAUUACAUCCCAUGCCAAGCUACUAUGCCAGAGACAUGACCCCUGAAAGAUUUUCCGCCUGGGAUGCGGAUCUCAAAAAGGUUAUGAGUCUCAUGCUGAACAAUAUCCCUGAUGAAUGGGCUAGAAGGUUUGUAGCUUAUGAACCUUUUACGCUCAUCAAGAAUCUGAGGGAUAUCUGUCGUGGAAGCACGGAGGACAGGGACCUGAACGUCCAUGAGUUGAUUGAAUCAAUGUCUGGUCUAAAGGUUAGUUCUCCCAACAGGUGUUAUAGGAUGGAAGUCCAAGAAACACAUGUUCAGCUCCUUCGCACUAAACAGAGGGUAGGCGUCCCACUGAGGUUCCAUGUGGAUCUUAUGCGUUCAUACUUUGAUCGCCUAAGUCUACUAGGAACACCAAUAAGCGAAAGGAUGACAGUCUCUAUCUUGCUCAAUUCACUACACAGUGGGUUUGGUCGCUUCAAGCAACUAUACCUAAGUGAACCAAGAGAAGAAACAGUUGCAGAAUUUGUUCACCUUGUCAGAAAGGCUGAGAUAAUACUGGACUGUGAAGCCAAAGAUUUACUCAAGGCUAGAGGGAGACCGUUCAAGAAAAGUGGAAAGUCCAGGGGCAAUGCUAAAUCAAAGCAGGACAAGUCCACAUCAAGCUGUCUUUAUUGUAAUGGAAUAGGCCAUUACAAAAGAGAAUGUUCAAAGCUAAAGGAAGAUCAGAAGAACGGAACAGUCGUUCCAUCUUCAGGGACUAAGAAGAAGUAGAAAGUUAAGCAAGGGUGAAGUCGACCUACGAGUGGGAAAUGGAGCAAGGAUUGCUGCAUUAGCUGUAGGAACUUAUUAUUUGUCGUUGCCCUCUGGGCUAGUUUUGGAACUGGAAGAGUGUUUCCAUGUUCCAAGUCUUACUAAAAACAUCAUUUCAGUUUCUUGCUUAGAUGCUAAGGGAUUUUCCUUUUUAAUAAAAGACAAUAGU